Messenger RNA from Hypoxylon fragiforme, 1144 nucleotides. RefSeq lists its product as uncharacterized. The transcript is spliced from 4 exons. NCBI's taxonomy places the organism in Eukaryota, Fungi, Ascomycota, Sordariomycetes, Xylariales, Hypoxylaceae. Bases 305 to 661 code for a protein of 118 amino acids. The record is from RefSeq and is a predicted model, not a curated record.
GUACGAGCCUAAAACAGCCCUAAAAAAAAAAGUGACUACAUUUGGGUAGGUACACUAAGGUGACGGGAGUGCUUGCAGGGAUCUAUGCCUUAUUUAUCGUAUCAUGAUCCGAUAAAUUGAGCCACUUACAAGUAAAGCUCAAGGUUACCUACAGCACUACAGCAUUGAAGUCUUUUUAUAAUUAUCGGCUUUCCCAACGCCACUUGAUCCAACCAUUUUCCUUAUUUUGUAGCCAUAUCCUUUUUCAUUACACUACAAGAAACCUAGGUGUUUGAAUUCAAGCGAUUCAUAGCCAACCCCUAAGAUGAAUACAAUCAGAUCAUUCUGGCUCGGCUGGGGUUCUCUCUGCCUUGCUGGCGGAGGAGCCUAUUAUUUUGCCAAGCGGAGCAUCAACGCUGAUAGGGCCGCACGCCUCGAGGAUAACCGCCGAAAGAAGCAGAGGAACGAUUCCCUCGAACACCCCAGCAACGUUCCUAGCUCGACGAACGGCAACGGCACUCCAGCCCGAACAGACACGGCAGGCUCGCCAAGCCAAGAAGCAAGCAACGAUCCAGCUCCAACAAGACAUGCACCAGCUACAGAAGGCCAACAAGUAUUCGAAAAGAGUAAAUACGAGAGCUCAGCGCCGUAUAAGAGUCCAAAAGGCGAUCGAUUCUCGUAGCAGUGGUCUGCGGUCUACGGUCUAGGCCGUUUGUGCCAUUACCUUUGAAGACCUUAUGACGAACAUUGCAAAGUCUUUUCGUGUAUACAAUUUAGUACCUAUGUAUCAACGAGGGCGGGGAGCAAAACAAGAGUCCACGGUGCUCCUGAGAUUGCAGUUGUGUAAACGUAAUGAAGCAUCGUGCUCUCUACAUGGAUGGGCUGAUUUGGCAGUUUAUGGGAUCGACAACCUAGGGCAUCAUUAUACGCUUUACAUACCUAUGUAAAUACUGAGCACUCCAUUGUACAAAUAAUCCCCUGUAUCUGUUAUACAAACGGGAUAUUAGAUAUAUCAGAAAAUUUCACCACUCUCAAUAUUGAUUUCUAUGAAAGAACAUUACUAGGCCCGAAUAGAGGCACAUGGCGUGAUAAAUCCGUGCGUUAAGUAUUUCAUUUCUAUAGAUUAAUAUCAACAUCCACAGCAAGUACAAUGCAUCUCUUCACG